UAAAAACAAAAAGCAGAGAAAAAAGAAAAAAAAAAAAAGGGACUUCUCUCUCUCUCUCUCUCUCUCUAAAGCAUUGGUUUCUUCACCACCGUUCGCUGGGGUUAGAGAAGGGACAGUCGAGGGGAUCUUGGAAUCUGAUUGAAGAAGAGAGGGGGAAACAAGAAGAAGAAGGUAGAAGAGGAAGAGGAAGAGGAGAAUGGACUCGGUCCCUUCGAACUCACACGGAAACCUCGAUGAGCAGAUUAAUCAACUCAUGCAGUGCAAGCCCUUAUCUGAACAAGAGGUAAGAAGCUUAUGUGAGAAGGCAAAAGAGAUAUUGAUGGAAGAAAGCAACGUUCAGCCUGUGAAAAGCCCUGUUACAAUCUGCGGUGACAUACACGGGCAGUUUCAUGAUCUUGCAGAGCUUUUUCGUAUUGGAGGAAAGUGUCCAGAUACAAAUUAUUUAUUCAUGGGAGAUUAUGUUGACCGUGGCUAUUACUCAGUUGAAACCGUAACACUUUUGGUAGCAUUGAAAGUGCGUUAUCCACAGCGGAUUACUAUUCUUCGAGGAAACCAUGAAAGCCGUCAGAUUACUCAAGUUUAUGGGUUUUAUGAUGAAUGCCUAAGGAAGUAUGGCAAUGCUAAUGUUUGGAAGAUCUUUACAGAUCUGUUUGACUAUUUUCCAUUGACAGCGCUGGUUGAAUCAGAAAUAUUUUGUCUCCAUGGUGGACUCUCUCCAUCCAUUGAAACCCUUGAUAAUAUACGCAAUUUUGACCGAGUUCAGGAAGUUCCUCAUGAAGGCCCUAUGUGUGAUCUUUUGUGGUCGGAUCCAGAUGAUCGAUGUGGGUGGGGUAUCUCACCCAGGGGUGCUGGAUAUACCUUUGGCCAGGACAUCUCUGAGCAGUUCAACCAUACAAACAACUUGAAGCUGAUUGCUAGGGCUCACCAGCUUGUUAUGGAAGGUUACAACUGGGGUCAUGAGCAAAAGGUUGUGACUAUAUUUAGUGCACCUAACUACUGUUAUCGCUGUGGAAACAUGGCUUCGAUUCUGGAAGUAGAUGACUGCAAGGGCCACACAUUUAUUCAGGUCUCUGUCUUUAUUCUUGUAUCUGGCUUCCCCACCUUCACAUAAGCUAAUUCACAUUGC
Carica papaya (papaya) is the source of this 1126-nucleotide messenger RNA. Lineage: Eukaryota; Viridiplantae; Streptophyta; Magnoliopsida; Brassicales; Caricaceae. The record is from RefSeq and is a predicted model, not a curated record.